CAGAAAAUUUUAGGGCUGGCUUUGAAGGAGCGUGGCAUCGUCCUCUCUAGUUCCUUCCACUCCCACCCCACCAUCCCCAGAUCCUCUCUCUCGCAUAUUCUCUCUUAUUCUUCGUCCCUCCUCUUCUUUUCAUUCUCCAACCUUUCGCUUCUCUCUCCAAUCACCGCCAAACUCACCGCCGCACACCUCCAGCAAUGGCUUCUUUCGAUGAGGCACCUCCCGGCAAUCCCCAGACUGGCGAGAAAAUCUUCAAAACCAAGUGCGCUCAGUGCCACACCGUCGACAAAGGUGCCGGCCACAAGCAAGGGCCCAAUCUAAAUGGUUUAUUCGGAAGGCAAUCUGGCACUACUCCUGGAUAUUCCUAUUCUGCUGCAAACAAGAACAUGGCUGUGAUCUGGGAGGAAAAGGCUUUAUAUGAUUACUUGCUUAACCCCAAAAAGUAUAUUCCAGGGACAAAGAUGGUGUUUCCAGGUUUAAAGAAGCCACAGGAUCGUGCAGACCUUAUUGCAUACUUGAAACAAGCCACUUCACAAUGAUUUAAAAAAAAAAAAAAACUGAUAACAUAUGCCUUGUGUUUUUGAAGUUCCAGAGAUUGAAUUUUCAAACGUUUAGGUCUGCGACAAGUACUAUGUCUUGGCAAAUAAAGUAUAGAUUAGAUAGAUUCACAAUGGUAUUUUGUCCGUUUAGCAUAGCUGCUCAUUUGUGUCCCAAUGGGGUUGCCCUGUCAUGGCCGAUGUAAUGCUGCAUUGAAUCAGCUAUUGACUCAAUUUUAUCAAAUAUUUGAACUGCGAAGCAAGCUUCUGGUCGGUUUUUGGCUUGGUAAGGGAAUUCAUUUCAGUACUUGCAUUAUA
This is a messenger RNA of Prosopis cineraria, 851 nucleotides long. RefSeq names its product cytochrome c. The transcript is spliced from 3 exons. Bases 195 to 536 code for a protein of 113 amino acids. Gene Ontology annotation, biological process: mitochondrial electron transport, cytochrome c to oxygen; mitochondrial electron transport, ubiquinol to cytochrome c. The record is from RefSeq and is a predicted model, not a curated record. Gene Ontology annotation, cellular component: mitochondrial intermembrane space. NCBI's taxonomy places the organism in Eukaryota, Viridiplantae, Streptophyta, Magnoliopsida, Fabales, Fabaceae. Gene Ontology annotation, molecular function: heme binding; electron transfer activity.